AUGGGAAGUGAUAUUGGAUUUGAAUAUAUGAAUGAAGAUUCGAUAAAUCAUUCAUUAAAAUGUAGUAUUUGCAAUCAACCAUUUGUACAUCCUGUAUCAACAAAUUGUAAGAAAAAACAUAAAUUUUGUCGUCAAUGUAUUGAACAAUGGUUAAAACAGAAUUCAUCAUGUCCAACUUGUCGUCGAAAUUUAAAUUCUGAAGAUCUCAUAUCAAUUACCGAAGAUAUUGUAGUAGAUGUACUUAAUGAAUUACGAGUAAAAUGUAUUCGUUGUGGAAAGACAGAUCUUGAGAGAGGUGAUUUCAAUAAUCAUUUAAAGAAUUCAUGCCUAUCAGCUAUUGUAUCGUGUCCUGCACAAGAUAUCAAAUGUUCAUGGACAGGACAUCCAAAUCAACUUAGUCGUCAUUUAAAACACUGUACUUAUCAAUCAUUACGACCAUUAAUUGUUUCAUUAUUCAAUGAAAAUCAUCAACUUAAGCAACAUGUAACUCAAUUGACAAGUCAUAUUAAAGAAUAUCAACAUGAUACGAAACAAUUAAAAGAACAGUUGGAUCAACAAGCAAAAAAAAUUGAAGGACAAUCUAAUGAAAUUACACAACUUAAGAAUUUAUGGAAACAAAAUGAUAAUCAAACAGUAUCCGUAAGAAAUACACUAAUGAGAGGAUCACAAGUAGCUACAGUUGUAUCUCAAUCGCAACUUGCUAAUAAUUAUUCAUUUGUUAUGUAG
Messenger RNA from Adineta steineri, 726 nucleotides. The record is from the annotation of a GenBank genome assembly. Lineage: Eukaryota; Metazoa; Rotifera; Eurotatoria; Adinetida; Adinetidae.